Molecule: messenger RNA, 451 nt
Organism: Acanthoscelides obtectus
Lineage: Eukaryota; Metazoa; Arthropoda; Insecta; Coleoptera; Chrysomelidae
Source: the annotation of a GenBank genome assembly
UCCACCAAGACAAUGCAAGCUCGCACACAGCCCAAAAAAACAAGGCAGGAUUUAACGGAAGAAAACGUGGAAUUAUUGGACCAUCCUCCAUAUAGUCUCGAUCUAAGUCCUACCGAUUUCUUUACUUUCCCUAAACUUGAAAACAGACAGCGUGGUCUAAGGUUCCAGUCACCAGAAGAAGCAGUUGACGCAUUCAAAAAUACCGUUUUGGAUCUGCCAGCAAACAAGUGGAAUAAGUGCUUCGAUAAUUGGUUCGAGCGCAUGCAGAUGUGUAUUAGUCUUCGUGGAGAAUACUUCGAAAAACAAUAAAGUCAUUUAAAACUACCUACCGUGUUGUUUUAUUUCCAUAUGCAAAGCUUAAAAGACAUCCCUCGUAUUAUAUCUUCAUGUAACAGAGAUGGAACGACUUUAUUUACCUUGUCAGUGGUGCACCUUAUAUAUUCAAUCAUUU